Molecule: messenger RNA, 324 nt
Organism: Daldinia childiae
Lineage: Eukaryota; Fungi; Ascomycota; Sordariomycetes; Xylariales; Hypoxylaceae
Exons: 3
Coding region: 1-324 (107 amino acids)
Source: RefSeq, a predicted model, not a curated record
AUGUCGUCCCCUGGUGCUCUCAAACAUGCACACUCCGAGUCUGGCGACGAGGCCUCCCCAGCGAAGCCCGCCAAGGUCAAAAAGACAGACCGAGAGAAGCACAUCGAUCUACAAGAUGAACUUCGUCGAGAAAUGUGCGACGAUAUGAGGGAUUAUUUGAAAAAAUUCCGAGUCGAGACCAAAACGGCCACCCAGAAGCUCUCGGAGUGUAACUGGGCUCUCUAUGUCUCUACCCAAGUCAACGAGAAGCUGGCGAGAGAGAACGCCGUUCUACAAGAACACAUCGGCAUGCUAGAAGCCAGACUCAGUGAGAAGGAGGACUAG